AUGAGUCAAUCAGAUAAUUAUAGGAAGUUUUUGAUGAACAGAGUAACUAUUACCCAACCUAUUCUCGAAUAUAUUGAAAAUUGUUUAGUCACAGAAGAUGAAAUUGUUAAACAUGCAUUUCAUAAAAUAAUGAUUCACAAUUGGGCAGAGAGUAGCACACAAUUAUUUGAAAUACUAUGCGAUUAUUUUGGUGUAGUAUUUGUGCCGUUAAAUUAUACAACACAGAAUGUUCUAACAACAUUUCACACUACCAGUCUAAUGUUUCUUUUAAAAAUAAUUAAAUUAGACUUUAUGUUCCCUUACACUCGUAACAUGUUUAAUAUUGACAUAUUAUUUAAUGACAAAACAUCUACUGAAUUAUUUGGGGAGAAACUGACUACUGAUGAUAUUGUAUCUCAAGUAGUAAGCUUACGGUUUAACGAACAUUGUGAAUUAAAUUUGUCAAACUUCUGUAAUGAUGAAGAACUAGCACAAAAGAAAAUAAAUUUUUAUAAACUGUCCUUAUUAUCAUAUUUCAAAAUACUCAUGAUAAGGAUGGGACGAGAUACAAAGAUUUUGAACUUAAGUAACAACAAUUUAAGCCAAGUUCCAUUGGAAAUAUUAAAUUUUUUUAUUAAAGGGGAACUCAUUGGGCUCAAUCUUAGUAAUAAUGAUAUUCCAUCAGUAUCUGAGUUGCACAGAAUUAGUAGUAAAAUAGAAAAACUUUGGGUGGAAGGAAACCCACUGUGCGAAGACAUGGAACCAAUGACAUAUAUUAAACAAAUCAGUCAGAAAUUUCCCCGAUUAACUGAAUUGGAUGGGGUGAAAUUAAAUGAACAUGGUCUAAUGAUACCAUUUUACAGCAAUUUUUUAAUUUCACCAGAUAAAAAAACAAAAAUGAUAAUAGAAAAGUUUGUAUCCUUAUAUUUUGCACACUACGACUCUACACGACUAAAGAUAGAUAUGUUUUAUGACCAAUAUGCUCAUUUAACACUUUCAAAUACUUUCACAGAGGCAGAUGAAACUGCAAUGGAGAGUUAUGUAAAGCACUCAAGAAAUAUUUUAAAUCCAUUACAUAAAGAAUGGGACUUCAAAUAUAAAAAAAUCUACAAGAAAAGGUGUGCCAUUUUAGGAGUGUUGUCAAAACUACCAGAAUCCAUACAUGACCCGAGUACAUUUACUAUUGAUGUAUUGAGACAUGAUAAUAAAUUGUUAAUAGUUGUGAUAGAAGGUAUUUAUAAGGAAAAACCCAAGGGCAGAGUGGAACAGUUUAUACAUUUCCGAAGAACUUUCAUAUUCGACAUCUACUCAAUCAACAUAAUGUCAUUUUAUAAUAUUGUGUACGAGAUGUUUACCGUUUCACUUGCUACUCCUGAAAUGAUACGAAACAGUUUUAAGCAUCCAGUGAGACAUUUAAAUCAACUAACUCUGAUAAAUCCAGACAAAGAAGAAAGAGAUAUGAUAUGCGCGGCUUUUAUGCAUUUGACGCAACUAAAAAAAUCUGAAGCCGAAGCCCGUCUUCUUUACAAUGAUUGGGACAUAAGAGUUGCUCUAAAAGCAUUUACAGCAGAUUUGAAGAAUAAUAAGAUUAAUGAUGAUAAAUUAAUGCUGGAUGAAGAAAUGUCGGAUAUAUCAUCACUUUUAGACGAUGAAGUGGAU
Brenthis ino (lesser marbled fritillary) is the source of this 1638-nucleotide messenger RNA. Lineage: Eukaryota; Metazoa; Arthropoda; Insecta; Lepidoptera; Nymphalidae. The record is from the annotation of a GenBank genome assembly.